Mobula hypostoma (lesser devil ray) is the source of this 2943-nucleotide messenger RNA. RefSeq names its product coiled-coil domain containing 83 (gene ccdc83). The transcript is spliced from 11 exons. Bases 136 to 1389 code for a protein of 417 amino acids. The record is from RefSeq and is a predicted model, not a curated record. NCBI's taxonomy places the organism in Eukaryota, Metazoa, Chordata, Chondrichthyes, Myliobatiformes, Myliobatidae.
UUCGUUCACUGCUCCAAAUAAACGGAGCGCUGGGGUGACAGCCGGCACCCGCGAAUCGGAGUGAGCAGGAUGGAAGGCUGAUGUUCCCGGCUGGCAAAGUGAAGUUUGGACAGCACUAAUCAUCUUGAAGUGAAAAUGGCAAAGAAAAAAAAGAAAGGCAAAAGAGGAAGUAAUGAAGAUAAAAUGAACUUGGCAGAAGCUUUUCUGGGAUUUCGAUUUCAGGUAAAGGAGACAGCUAUUGAAAGAUUCAUAAAUGAAUUAAUACAACUUGAAGAAAUUAAUGCACGAUAUAGAGAGCAGAAUGAACAGUUAAAGAAGGAACAAAAGGAACACAUCAAAAGUUUAUUUAAAUUGGCCAAAGAACAAGAGAAAGAAUUGGAACGCAAAGAGUUAAUCAACACUGAACAAGUAGAACAGGCCAUGAAAGAAAAUUUUGAGCUAAUUAGACAAAAUGAACAGCAAGUGCAAGACAUGCAGACCUGCAUAGCCAAUGUGGAGCAAGAUAUCCUGAAGGUGACAGAAGUGAAAGAGCAUUGGCUAGAAUACAAAAAUGUUGGAAGUGUUGAACAUGGCAAAAUUAUUGAGUUUCGGGAAAAUGAACUCCUUGAGAUGGCCAAAAGUUUCAGUGAGAUGGAAGAUCACUUUUCUAGAACCUUGGAAAGGGCAAAAGAAGAAGCAGAUAAAUUAGCAAAGAAGCAAAUGGAUGAAAAAAAGGCAAUCGCUACACAGAAAGCAAUAAGUUAUUUGGGUAGACACAAUCGACAAGAAGUGAAAGAAAAUGAAUGGCUAAAGAAAGAGCUAAAACAAUACAGUAUGGAAGUUGCUAAUAUAGAACAAGCUGUUCAGAAGGUUGAAGAGGAAAAUCUAGAAAUUUUGAGUCAAUUGUUUGAUUGUCAGAUCAGUGACCUGAAUAGAUGCAGGAACUUGAUUGAGAUUUGUGCAGUUCGACCUAAAGACCGUGACACCGGCUUAUUGGAAGGUGCUUCCACUGAAUUACAUCACAGAGGUGAAACUUCAGAAAUUGAUACCAACUCUAAUCUACCAAAACCCAAGAGCAAAACAGUCCCACAAGUAGAAAAGGAAAUUUCCUUAAUGCAGCUGUUUUCAAAAGAGGAAAAGACAGAAAGUGAUGAAGAAAUGCAGUUCCAUUUAAGCAAGUCUGUAUCGCAGAAUCUCACAUAUUUGCUGCAGGAAGAUGAAAAAUUCUUGGAGUAUUUAGAGUGUGGUGCAUUUGAGCAGAGGAUGUUGCAUGUAAAAGGCCAAGCUAUACUGCUUCAAGCAACUGAGCAACCUACUGGUCAAGGAAGGAAAAAUGAACAAAGAGAACCACGUGAAGCGGAGCUGGGAUGGCCUGUCACGAGCACAAUGUUGAGAUCUGUUAUUUCAUAGGUAUUACAUUUCUAGAAUCAUUACAUUUUGAGAAUCAUUAGCUCAUGUGAAGGUGAAAGUGUUCCUGCACCAAAAUCUGAUGUUUCAAGUUGCCAGUAAUUUAGUCUAUUGCGUAAUCCAGCAAACCCAUAUUCUUAGUGUGACAAGUACCCAGCCGCCCAAAACUAAAGACACUCUUCGUGAUGUUCCCAACAGUCUUCCAACACAUUUAACAAACUGACAAUUUCUCUGCCCCCUCACAUCAAUUUCAGUCUCUGCAACUGUAAGGGCCAUUUCAACCAGUAAAGCUGAAACAGGAGAUGACCCUCCUGCACCACAACAUAGUCUUAAAACCUGUGCUUGUAGCACAACCAUUUUGAAUUUGAAGAUGAAGCUGAUCCAUAAGCCACACAGCCAUAAUUAAGUACAGACCAAAUUAAAGAGUCAGAUUUUAGUGUAGCACCCCAAGAAUACCCACAUAGAUACCCAAGGAUAUUUAAUGCCCUUUACAUUUAUCAAUUAUUUUACUGAUAGAGUGCUUCCAUGUCAGCUUAUUAUCCAGCCAUAUGUUGAGAAAUCUUACCACUUACAUUUCAAGAGUUUGACCAUGCAAUUUCAAUUCAAGUGCGGGUCUGUUGAUCCUCUUUGUAAAAAACAUAACUUGUGUUUUAGCUACUGAAAGCUUAAAACUCCAACUAUUUGCCCACUGUUUGACUUUGUUAAUCGCUAAUUGCAUCCUAUAUACAGAUAAAUUGAAUUUUCCAUCUCUAUCUAUUAAUCAUAAUAUUAAACAAUAAAGGGCUACAAAUACUGCCUUGUGGGUUCCCAUUCUUUCUCGCAUAGAAGCCCAAACACAUCUCAUCUACCUUUACCUGCAUUGACCAUUCAAGAAACUCAAAAAAAAUUAUAUAGCCUUCCUCACUCCUAAUUUCCACAAUUUAAUCAAAAGACCCUCCCUCCAUAACAUAUGCUUUUUCAAAAAUACUGCUAUUAUAACUUCUUUACCUGUGCUUUCCUAAUAUCAUCUGCCAAAUAUAAAAGUGAUUCCAAUGUCAUUCCACCCUUCUGAAAUCUGCUGAUAAUACUAUAUCACCUCUUUUUUUCCAAAAUACAAUUCAACCACUAUUACCAUAGGUUCCAUAAGUUUACACAAAUGGGAUGUUAAUGAUAUUGGUCUAUAACUAACUAGAAUGAUCUGACGGGGAGUUUCCCAGGUUAUAGAAUAGGCAAUACUACUGACAUUUUCCAUGAAGAGGGAAGAUGGCCUAAACUCCAAAUAUGAUUCAAAAUUUUAAUAUCAUCUCAAGACAGUUGUCAGCCAUAUGUUUAAACAUAUAAUAACAUAUCAUCCUUUCCUGGAGCUGCCUGACUUGUACUAUUAAUAGCUUUCUUAAAUUCACACAAAGUAAACUCUACAUCACUAAUACUAUCAUUGCUACAGCUGGUUUCUAACACAUCAGGAUAUUCACUUGGAGCCUUAUCCCUACAUUGAUCAGCCUUUUCACUUAAAUUAUCUUGAUUACGAAUUGCAGCAAAUGACUGAGCCAGGAAUUCAAACAACCAUAUUACCUUCUU